Messenger RNA from Chiloscyllium plagiosum (whitespotted bambooshark), 3257 nucleotides. Its product is annotated as ras-like protein family member 11A. The record is from RefSeq and is a predicted model, not a curated record. Gene Ontology annotation, molecular function: GTPase activity; GTP binding. NCBI's taxonomy places the organism in Eukaryota, Metazoa, Chordata, Chondrichthyes, Orectolobiformes, Hemiscylliidae.
AGAACCCAGGCACAAAGAACGGCCAGACGAUUCGAGUAGAUCUGCGUGGGAUUGGCGCAGUUUUGUGAGUUGCUGAUUGUACCAAACCUGGUCAGAGAAGAGCUGCAGGUCUCAGUUAAUCAGAGCAGCCGCUCUCUGCAAUUCCAUCGAGUUGCCGGAACACUGCCAGGGGACCCAUGCGUUUUUAUAAUAUGUCGACGAACUUACUGUUGGUUCCAAUCCCGGAGUCAUGCGACAAUGUGAUGAACAGAGACAUCAAGAUCGCAGUUUUAGGGUCAAGCACUGUUGGGAAAACAGCAUUGAUUGUCCGGUUCUUAACUAAGAGAUUUAUUGGGGAUUAUGAAUCAAAUACAGGAAAUCUUUAUUCAAGACUGGUUCAUAUUGAAGGGGAGCAGCUUUCAGUCCAAGUGCAAGACACACCUUGUGUCCAGGCUCAAGGAGAGUGUGCACGUUUUCCUGACCUUGUCUCCAGGUGCAUUCACUGGGCUGAGGGAUUUAUCUUGGUGUAUUCAAUAACAGACUACAACAGUUACAAACUGAUUCGACCCCUGUAUCAGCAUAUACGCAAAAUGUACCCUGAUACAAAAGUCCCUGUGAUCAUUGUUGCUAAUAAGAGUGACCUAUUGCAUGCCAGACAAGUUCAGACUAAUGAUGGAAUCCAAUUAGCAAAUGAGCUUGGUGCAACUUUCUUAGAAAUCUCUACCAGGGAAAAUUAUGAGGAUGUGUAUGAUGUUUUUCAACAUGCCUACAAAGAGGUGAGCAAACUGCAUAUGAACAAUAAUGGAGAAAAACGAAGAGGAUCAAUUAUUCCACGCCCCAAGUCACCCAACAUGCAAGAUUUAAAACGACGUUUCAAACAAGCUCUUUCUUCCAAAGUGAAAUCUGGUGCCACGUUAUGAUGUGGAUAUUAAAACAAUCAAGCCCAGUGGAUAACAAGCAGAAUUGCACAGUAUUCAUAUGACUUUGUAAAUGGUGCAUUUUGCCUCCAGCAAGAUUAUAAACAUAGUUUUAAAUGAUGGCAGUGCAAUGAUGAAUAUUACAGUGAUUGACUCACUGUGGAGCAAGGUUUGCCUGAGGGCAUUGACUAUCUCUUUACAUGCUAAUGCUCAAAUAAUUUCUGCUACCACAGUGUAGCAAUGUUUUGUUUGUGAAUGUCUUGUGUUGACCCUUGAAAAGAUAGCAGAAUAGUUUUUCUAAUGUUGCCAAUAAUAACUUUUCAGAAUGUGUAAUGGAGCGUAUUCGUUGUAUGGUACAGUUGUAUUGAGUCUUGCAAUACAUUGUGAAGUAAGUGAAAAUAUGAGGACGGACCUGGGACAACAGAAUAGUCAAAAAGAUUUAAAAACUGCUACAGAUUUUGGGAGAUUGGAGUGUAAGCAAAGCAAAUUAUGUAAGAGAUCAGGUGUAAGAAUUCUCAGCAGUCUCUGUUGCCAUUAUGAAGUUGCAACUAGCCAUUGGAAUUUUGAUUUACGGAUUCCAGUCUAAGAAAAUGUAAUUAUUUUUCAAUUCUAGUUUAUAGAUUUUGAAAAUUAUACAAAGCAUUACUGUCCAUCAUUUGUGUAAUGAGUUUGUAAUGACCUAUAUUUUAUUGAUAACUUUUACUGUAUUUUAUACGAACAAUGAUUUAGUUACUCUUGUAACUAAAUACAAAAUGUGUUCAUUUCUAUAUUGCUAUAAAAGACAUUUGUACAACUAUUUGUAGAUUUGUUCUAAUUCUGUAACAUUAGAAAUUCAGUCAUCCACAAAGACAACUUUUUUUUGACAGAGGUUCAAUUGAUUUUUAAUUUUGUUAUGAUAAAAUUAGUAAUUUACUGAAUGAAUUGCAGUGUUUUGUAUUUUGAUAAUUGAGGAAAAUUUUGAGUCAGGCUUCAGGUGAUGUGGUCACCCCUUGAUACAUUUGGUUUCAGUCCAUCAGUAUUUUGCAAAGUAUCCAUUGCGUGGAGAGACUGGGCUGAAGAAAGUACUGCAAGAAUUUUGUCUUGUGGUGUCACGCAAGUUAAAUACAUUUGCUUCACCAGUUAACUAAUUUAUAAAUUAAUGACCCAGUAAAAGAUAAGUGCCAUGAAAAACAUGAAACACAGAAAUAAAAGUAAAUAUAAAAAUGUUACUUGGUAUAAUUGGCACUUUUAUACAGCUCAAGAACAUGCCAAAUAGGAGCAUGAAAAGACUAUAUGUAGCCGUGUGAGCCUACUCUGCCAUGCAACAUCUUAUGCCUCAAGUCUAUUUUCCUUCCUGCAGCUCAUGCUCUCGCAGAGAAUCAAGAGACAACAAUUUGUCCAUCUCUGCAUUAAAGAUAUUCAGUAAAGAUGCAUUCAUUUGGAGAGGCGAAUUCCAAAGAUUCCUAAUGCUUUUGAGUGAAGAAAUCCACUCAUUCCUCAUUAUUAAUAUUGCUAGUUACAUCCCAAAAAAGACUCCCAAGAAGUUCGUUAACUACAAUUUUUCUUUUGUAAAACAUGCCUUGCCUGAUUGUACUGUGAUUUGCUAUGUGCUUGGAUAAGACUUCCUUAACAUGAGAUUGUAGCCUUUUCCUGUUGACUGAGGCUUGACUGUCUCCCUCUUUUCUUGUAGUGGAGUUAGAUUGCUAACUGUCAAUCUGCUGGGACUGUACUAGAACCUAGAAAAUUUCAGAAACCAGUGCAUUUAUUAACUCUGCAGCUACCUCUUUUAGAAUGCCUGCCCAAUAAUGCAGGCUAUCAUAUCCUGGAUAUUAGUUGGAUUUUAAUUAUUAGAAAACAAUACAGCACAGGAACAGGCUCUCUGGCUCAUCAAGCUCGCACCAAUUCUUAAUGUUCAUUUUUAGACCUAAUUUAUUGCCCAUAUGUGGUUUCUAUGUCUCAAUCAAUAUAGCAUUAAAAUUCCUAAUGUGCCUGCUUCCACCACCUUCACUGGCAGAGAGUUUCAGGCACCCAUAAUCCUCUGUGAAACAUUUUCUGCACACUGUCCCUAAAUUUUUCACCUUGAACCUGCACAGGUUUGUAGUUGACCUUUCCACCCUGGAAAAAGGUCUCUGACUAUCCACCCUAUCUAUGCAUCUCAUAAAUUUUGUAGAUCUCUAUCAGGUCUAUCACCUCUCAGCCUUUGUCUUUCCAGUGAAAACAAUCCAAGUUAAAAUUUGACCAAAACAUUUUUCUCCUGAUGUUAAUCCCCUUUUGUUCAUCACUUUUCAGCCCUUUUGUUCUCUUCUAUUUCUCAUGUGUAAUGUGUUGUCUAAUGUGAAGACACUCAUUGUAUGUAACCUGACAAAUAUUCAAGGCAUGAUU